CCGCCCCCUCCUCGCACCGCCGCGAGCUCUUCUGUAUAGGCCGGCCGGCCUAUUUCAAGGCGAGGGCCUGGCUCGUGCGGCUCUCGCGCCGCCCUGGCUCCUCCCCUUUCCCCGCCUCCCUUUCCGCCAGGCCGGCCGCCCUGCUCUCUCAGAGGCUUAAGCCUGCUUUGGGUUCCUUCCUCAGUGGGUGUCAGCCUAGGCCUCGCCGGGCCCCGCCCCUCCUCCUCCACCCCCGGCGCCCUCUCUCUCCUCUCGCCCCCUCCCUCUUCCAGCUCCCAGUUGUCAAUCAGGCGCUGGCGCUGAGGCCAGGCGGCGACGGCGGGAGGAGAGACGGGCACCUACGCCACAGCCCAGCGGCGGCCAUUCGUGGAAAAAUAGGCCCGCCUGCUCCUCCCAGCUCCGGCAGCGACCGGCCUUCUCGCCGCCGCUACACCCCCAGCACCCCGCCCUCCGUCCCUCCCCUCCACCUCCUCGAGCCGCGCCUCAGCGGGCGUUAAUGCGGGAUGAGCGAUCAAAAGAAGGAGGAAGCUAUGCCCUCGGAGGGAGAGAAAUCUCCUGAGGCUGAAAACAACAACAAUAAGAAAAGCAAAACUGGAGCCUCUCAGGAUUCUCAGCCUUCUCCUCUGGCUCUGCUGGCAGCAACUUGCAGCAAAAUAGGGACUCCUGGUGAGAAUCAAGCAACUGGACAGCAGCUUAUUAUAGAUCCAAGCCAAGGUUUGGUGCAACUUCAAAAUCAGCCACAACAGUUAGAAUUAGUAACGACUCAGCUUGCUGGAAAUGCUUGGCAGCUUGUUGCGGCUGCUGCUGCUCCUCCUACUUCAAAAGAGAACAACAUCCAACAGGCACCUUCUGUUGCUUCUAGUGCUGCAAGUCCCUCCAGUAGUAACAACGGAAAUGCAUCCCCUUCAAAGACGAAGACAAGCAAUUCUUCUGCGGCAACUCCAGGACAGUUUCAAGUCAUACAAGUACAGAAUCCAGGAGGUACUGUUCAGUACCAAGUGAUUCCACAGAUUCAAACGACAGAAGGUCAACAAAUUCAGAUCAAUCCUGCUACUACUACAACUCUGCAAGAUUUACAGGGUCAAAUCCAGCUCAUCCCUGCAGGAAAUAAUCAAGCUAUUCUUACAGCUACAAAUAGGACAGCUUCUGGGAAUAUUAUUGCUCAGAACUUGGCAAAUCAAACAGUGCCAGUCCAGAUUAGGCCUGGUGUUUCUAUUCCAUUGCAGCUGCCUAUUGCCGGCACUCAGGCACAAGUUGUAACUUCAUUGCCUAUAAACAUUGGGGGAGUGACUCUAGCAUUACCUGUAAUAAAUGUUGCUGCUAGCGGUAGUACUGGACAGGUUACACAGUCCAGUGAUAGUGGAGUUUCCAAUGGAAAUCAGCUACUGUCCACACCUGUCACAACCACUGCUGUUAGUACUAUGCCAGAUUCUCCUUCUUCCACUUGCACAACUACUGCCUCCACUUCGCUUACAAGCAGUGAAACUUUAGUAAGUACAGCAGAAACAGGCCGGUAUGCAAACACAGCAACAAGUUCUGAGUCUAGUACUGAAGAACCUCAAACAGCCACAUCAGAAACAGAGACUCAGAACUCUAGUCAGUCUAAUGGAUUGCAAAAUGUGCAGGAUCAGACAAACUCACUGCAGCAGGUGCAAAUAGUAGGUCAGCCUAUUCUGCAGCAGAUCCAGAUCCAGCAGCCACAGCAGCAGAUCAUUCAGGCUAUUUCUCCACAGUCUUUUCAGCUCCAGUCGGGACAAACUAUUCAGACAAUUCAGCAGCAGCCAUUGCAAAAUGUUCAGUUACAAGCAGUGAGUCCAACUCAAGUUCUCAUAAGAGCACCAACUUUAACCCCAUCAGGACAGAUCAGCUGGCACACAGUACAGGUCCAAAAUCUUCAAAGCCUUUCAAAUCUUCAAGUACAAAAUGCUGGAUUGCCCCAGCAACUAACCAUUACCCCUGUAUCUUCAAGUGGUGGUACUAUAGCUCAAAUUGCACCAGUAGCUGUUGCUGGUACACCAAUAACGCUAAAUGCUGCCCAGAUUGCUUCAGUGCCUAAUCUUCAAACAGUAAGUGUAGCCAACUUGGGUGCUGCAGGUGUUCAAGUGCAAGGAGUUCCAGUCACCAUUACAAGUGUUGCUGGUCAACAACAAGGACAGGAUGGAGGCGUAAAAGUACAGCAAGCUACACCAACUCCUGUCACUGUAGCAGUAGGAGGCAUCACAAAUGCAGCCAUUGGUGCUGUUAGUCCCGAUCAGAUAAUUCAGGUGCAGUUGCAUGAAGCCCAGCAAGCUUCUGAUCAAGACGUGCAACCUGGCAAAAGGUUAAGAAGAGUUGCUUGUUCAUGCCCUAAUUGCAGAGAAGGAGAAGGAAGAAGCAGUAAUGAACCAGGAAAAAAGAAGCAACAUAUCUGCCAUAUUGAAGGUUGCGGAAAGGUUUAUGGGAAAACAUCUCAUCUCCGGGCACACCUUCGCUGGCAUACUGGAGAAAGGCCAUUUGUAUGCAAUUGGAUCUUCUGUGGGAAAAGAUUUACAAGGAGUGAUGAACUGCAGAGACAUAGGCGAACCCAUACAGGUGAGAAGAGAUUUGAAUGCCCAGAGUGUUCUAAAAGAUUUAUGCGAAGUGACCAUCUCUCCAAGCAUGUCAAAACACACCAGAACAAGAAAGGUGGGGGAACAGCCCUCGCUAUUGUUACCUCAGGUGAAUUGGACCCUUCAGUUACUGAGGUGCUCGGAUCUCCGAGGAUUGUCACAGUUGCAGCCAUUUCUCAAGAUUCAAACCCAGCAACCCCUACUGUUUCAACAAACAUGGAAGAAUUCUGAAGGAACAUUAUUCAAAUGCCUAGAGUUGCACUUAAGUUUACAUACCUUUCAAGAUACGAAAGUGGGCUGGUAAAAGUGUAUUACAGAACAGGAAAUCAUGUAGUCAGUCUUGAUUUCUGUAAGUAUUCCAAGUUGGAGGACUAGCACAGGAAGUGUACUUUGUAUAACAAGAUAAAAAAAAUAAUCAAAAAUAAAUACAGGGCCAAUUGUCAUAGAUAAAUUAUGGAUACAGCAGAUGAAGAAAAGAUUGCUUCCACACUGUACUAAUUUAUGUAGCUAUAUCACGAAAAUGAUUUUAAUUGGAUUUUCCUUCUCUUCACAUUCUAUGUAAAUGUUUGUUGUAACAACAAACAGUACAAAUAUACAACAGGUUGUCUGUUGGUUAGGGUUGUUUUCACAUGAAUGUCUCUGGAAUUUUCACAGGAACUUUCUUUCUUCAAACGGCACAACAAAAACGCAUAAUCUAGUAAAGAUGACAACUUUUUGUUUCUUUUUGGUUUGUGAAACAUAUAGUAAACCUGGCCAUCUUUGGUCAUUUUUAAAAAAUAAUUCAGAUGGCAGCAUGUUAAAUGGUUCUGAGGUGCACCUCAGAUAAUUUUGGCCACUACAUUAUAGUAGUGUGUAUAAUGACAAUCAGUAAACACAAAUUAUUCUCUAGGAGAGAUAAAGAGAUCUAUAGAGCCAGUGUACACUGUAGCAAAUAUUGAAUCUUAGAAAUAUAUUGACAUAAGAUUUUAAUUAAUUUCUAUGUAAAAGUUAAAUAUAGGAACCUAUGUGAUAAGUCCUAUACUUUUAACACAUCCCAUUUCAAGACAUGGGUGAUCCAUUGCUAAGCCUUGGUUAACUUCAUUUAUAAAAAGUGUAAUUUAAAUAUUUAAAUUUUAUUAGAAUACUUGGAAAUGGUGGGAUAUAGGAUAUUGUAGUAGACCUCAUGCACCAAUGUCAACCUUUCGUCAGUAGCAAAUACUGUGGUUAUCAUACUGAGUUCUUUAGACUUUGACAUAACAGCCAAAGAAAUGGAUGAAUACUUUCAACCAAAACUAUGAAUCUAAAUUAACCUGUUCUGUUUCUUUCAUUUCAAAAAACUACUGUCCAGGAUCCAAAAAGCUACUUUUGGCUUGUCCAAAGGCACACUCAGUAAGGUUAUUUGAACUGCAGGCCCUUGUGCCUUAUCAGAAAUUCCUUUUGAAAAUCCCCUUGGUAUCAAAAGUGGCUUGCUAUAUGGCAUUGGGGGCUGCUAUUUGAGAGGCUCAAGCCAUAAGUCACUUUGGAAGCAUAGAGGUAGUUGCAAGUGUUGUUUUGUUUUGGUUUUGUUGUUUCUUUUUCUUUCGGGGUUUUUUUUAUCCCAUCAAAAUCUUACACACACCCCCCAGUAGAUAGGCUAGCAAAUAAAAUUAUUUAAAUAUUUUUGUUGGAUCAAUAAUUUUAAUUCUUCAGAAAGAAAACAUAUUUUAAAAAUAUGACUGCUGUAUAUUGGUAGAGGUAAGCUAUUACUUCCUCAGUAUGCAUUUUGUUAAGCCAUUACAGUUCAAAAAGCACCAGUUUGUUUUUUUGUCACAGAUUCAGCUGUAGUCACUGACUACUAGUCGCCCUGGACAAAGAUGCAUAUUCCAGAUGAGGCUCACAAUGCAGGGAUAGGGAUGCACUUCCAGAUAAACAGCUGCAUCCAUAUCGUCUACACAUGCAAAUUGUUGUUUUUGUGUGUAGCUCUGCUUUUUUAGAUUGGGGCAUCUGUGCAAAUUUGAGUAUACAACAGAAAUAUGGCCAAAUAUAUUUUGGAAUUUAAAACAUUUCCCAUAGACAUAAAUAUUAUAUUUUGCAAAUCCACCGUUUGGUAAAGAUCACAUGACUUUCUGGUUUUUAUGGUUUUACACCAAAAUAUUUCGAUGAUGGAACUUGCAAGUACAGUGCAAGAAAUUAAUGUGUAUCCUUUAAAAAUUAUGAUUUAUGUUUUUAACCUUAUAUAAACUAUCAGUUUUGUGGCAUUGCAUGCAUUUUUAAAGACAAAGAUCUACCAUUUUGUACUAUGUACACUUAGGGAUGCCCAGUGUAGUGAAAUAGAAGCUGAAAGUCUUUUAUACUUUCCACUUGCAUACAUAGUAAAGAAAACAAUUUUACACAUUUCUACACUGUGGUUAUAAGUGAAAGUUUCUUAAACCUUUUGUAGGCAUUUAAUAAGUAUUUCCAUUUUAGUUGGGUUUUUAUAUAUUAUUUUGUAUAUUUUAUUUAAAAUAUUUUCAAGCUGAUUUUAUCUGGCUUUAAAACCUCAGACUCAAUUUGAUGAUACAUUUAAUACAGAUGACCAUUAAGUAAUGCUAAUUAUUAUUUUUGCAGAUCAGAUGAAGCAUCAAACACAUAUUUUAUCAUUAGGCUUCACAAUCAGUGCUAUAGAAGUAAAGCAAAUAAAAUGUUCUUAAAGAAUCAUGUUUAACUUAGUAUUUUAUUUUGUAAACAGAAGGUAUGAGUGCUCUGCACAGCUGGUAAAUAUUCUUUUUUGCAUAUUUUAUGUAUUCAGAUAGGAAAUGGAAAUUAUUUUUUAAUCUGCAGCAAAUCCCUAUUACAAGUGUAUCAAAAUCUGGUUGGCAUCACAGAAUCUUAAUAUAGAUUAAUCUGUGUUAGCAGGUGCACUUACUAUUCCUGGAAUUGGAAAGGUUUUAAUAAUCUGUUCUGCAUACCAUUCUGAGUCCACUUUUCAGUCUUAGAAGGAUCGUAAAUUUCAAUGUCCUUUAUUUGACUCAGUGGGAUGUAACUUGUAUGUAAUAGGGCACAGAUGUGCAGUAGUAGCUUAUUUAAUGCCACUUCACUGUUCAUUCCCUUUGCCACAAUUACAAGGUUUUGUUUUAUCGUACUUAUCAGUGCAAAGUGUAACUAUCAUGGUAGAACUCCAGUGUUGGAAUAGGUUUUUUCUUUUCUUUUCAAAAUGCUUUCUUGGGAUAGGGUUGUGUAUGUGUUUCCUGAUUACAUUAGAAAUUGGUGUUAAGUCAUUAUUUAUCACACUGUUUCAUGAGAGAAGUAAUAAAAGUGUGUUAUUUAGAAGAAAAGGUUUAUUUGUUAAACUUAGGUAAGCAUGAUGUUUGGGUCCUAUUUUUCAAUUUUAUAACUGUUUUAUUGCAACAAUAUUUGUAUUUAAGUCUCCCAUUUCUAAUGCCUUGUGAUUUUUUUAUGCAUGUCACUAAAUUGUCAUCCCGCAAAAAUUGAUGUGCAGCAUAGGGUGUUAAAUCUACAUAAAGAUUUUGAAACAGAAAAAAAAUAGUUGGUGGUAAAAUUGUAAAUGUUUUGCAGAAAACCUUAUAAAAAGUUUUGUAGUAAUAUUUCACUUGUAAAUUUUUUUGUAAGAAAAAGAGGGGGGAAGGGGGUGGGGAAGACAAGAAACACCCAUUCUAGAAUCUGCAAAUUAAUUCUGCCAGCAAAGCCUCUAAGGCAUUAAUUUUUACUAUGCUAAUUUGUAUACAUUUUGUGUGUUUUUGUGGAUUUGAAACUAAAAUUGUGUAGACGUUGUUGCCUGCAAUAAUACUUUGCAAGUAACCUAUUAAAAUUCUCUUGAGUUUGAAUGUA
This is a messenger RNA of Podarcis muralis (Common wall lizard), 6374 nucleotides long. It is a transcript of the gene SP4, whose product is annotated as Sp4 transcription factor. The record is from RefSeq and is a predicted model, not a curated record. NCBI's taxonomy places the organism in Eukaryota, Metazoa, Chordata, Lepidosauria, Squamata, Lacertidae.